AUGGGGAUCAACCCAAACCAGCAGGCCUCCUGCCAUUACUAUGACAAACAUCCUCACGAGUUCCUGGCAGACGAGUUCACCUGCUCCCCGUGCGCACCGGGCCAGUGGCCAAACGACGACCUCACAUCCUGUUACGACCUGCCCGAGGACUACAUCAUGUGGGAAGACGCCUGGGCCAUCGGGCCAAUCAGCAUCGCCUGCGUGGGGUUCAUGUGCACGGCUCUGGUGUUCUGGGUGUUUGUGCGCCACAACGACACGCCCCUGGUCAAGGCCUCAGGCAGGGAGCUGUGUUACAUCCUGCUGCUGGGAGUGUUUCUGUCCUACGCCCUCACCUUCCUGUUCCUGGCCAAGCCCUCCCCCGCCAUCUGCGCCCUGCGACGCCUCGGCCUCGGGACCUCAUUCGCCGUCUGCUACUCCGCCCUGCUCACCAAGACCAAUCGCAUCGCCCGGAUCUUCAGCGGGGUGACGGACGGGGCCACCAGGCCGCGCUUCAUAAGCCCCUCCUCUCAGGUGUUUAUCUGUCUCAGUCUGAUCUCUGUCCAGCUGGUCAUGGUCUCAGUGUGGCUGCUGCUGGAGGUUCCUGGCACCAGACGCUUCACGUUACCAGAGCGACGGCAGACUGUCAUCCUCAAGUGCAACGUGCGCGACUCCAGCAUGCUGCUGUCGCUCGGAUACGACGUGCUCCUGGUCAUCCUGUGUACUGUGUACGCUUUCAAGACCAGGAAGUGCCCGGAGAACUUCAACGAGGCCAAGUUCAUCGGAUUCACCAUGUACACCACCUGCAUCAUCUGGCUGGCCUUCCUUCCUAUCUUCUACGUCACGUCCAGUGACUACAGGGUGCAGACCACCACCAUGUGCAUCUCAGUGAGCCUCAGUGGCUUUGUGGUCCUUGGCUGCAUGUUUGCUCCCAAGGUCCACAUCAUCAUGUUCCAACCACAGAAGAACGUGACCAGCCACCGACUCAACCUCAACCGCUUCAGCGUCAGCGGUCCCGCCACCACCUACGCAUCACAUGCUUCAGUGAGCGCCAACUAUGUUCCCACCGUGUGUAAUGGGAGAGAGAUCGUCGACUCCACCACUUCCUCUCUGUGACAGCCCCUCCCUCUUCACUGUCCAACCCCACGAGUCUAACCUGCGACUGUUAGCCAAUCCGCACACAUUGUGCUGCCC
Messenger RNA from Hypomesus transpacificus, 1170 nucleotides. Its product is annotated as metabotropic glutamate receptor 3-like. Gene Ontology annotation, cellular component: membrane. Gene Ontology annotation, biological process: G protein-coupled glutamate receptor signaling pathway; regulation of synaptic transmission, glutamatergic. Gene Ontology annotation, molecular function: group II metabotropic glutamate receptor activity. Lineage: Eukaryota; Metazoa; Chordata; Actinopteri; Osmeriformes; Osmeridae. The record is from RefSeq and is a predicted model, not a curated record. The transcript has 7 exons. The coding region runs from base 1 to 1092 and encodes 363 amino acids.